GCCAUAAUGGAAUGCAGUUCCCAAACACUUUGACAUGUAAAAUCCUGAAGCUCGUCAAGUCAGCUGACCUAUGUCGUGACUAUUCCAUCGUUUGAUCGUUGAAGCAGACCAAGGAUUUUCUUUCAUUUGAUGAUAUAAAGCCGUCAAGCCAUCUGUCACCUGACUUGCAAAAAGUCUAGAUAGCGUUACACCUAGAGAGCUUGCUAGCCGGCAAACGUUUACUACCCAGCAAUCCGCACACACUAGCUCAGGAUGGACUUUUCCAAGCUGACUAAGAUUCGUGAUGAGGACCGUGAGGGACAGUUCGGCUAUGUGCAUGGGGUCUCUGGGCCUGUGGUGACUGCCUCCAGCAUGGCAGGUGCUGCUAUGUAUGAGUUGGUGCGUGUGGGUCACAGUGAGCUGGUGGGUGAGAUCAUUCGGCUGGAGGGAGACAUGGCAACCAUCCAGGUGUACGAGGAGACCUCCGGAGUAUCUGUGGGAGACCCUGUUUUGCGGACAGGGAAACCCCUCUCUGUGGAGCUGGGCCCCGGAAUUAUGGGCUCUAUCUUUGAUGGAAUCCAGCGGCCCCUCAAAGAUAUCAAUGACCUGACCAAGAGCAUAUACAUUCCCCUAGGAGUCAACAUUGGAGCCCUAAACAGAGACCUCAAAUGGGAGUUUUCUCCCUCGCAGAACUUGAAGGCUGGCAGUCACAUUACAGGGGGCGAUAUCUAUGGUACUGUGUUUGAGAAUUCCCUCAUCAAGCACAAGGUCAUGCUGCCCCCCCGCAGCAGGGGCACAGUGACAUACCUUGCUCCGGCAGGCAAUUAUGACGUGUCUGACGUAGUGUUGGAGCUGGAGUUUGAGGGGUUGAAGGAGAAGUUUAGCAUGAUGCAGGUGUGGCCUGUGCGUCAGGUCCGCCCUGUUACUGAGAAACUGCCCGCCAAUCAUCCCUUACUGACAGGCCAGAGAGUACUGGAUGCACUCUUCCCGUGUGUCCAGGGUGGAACCACUGCUAUCCCAGGGGCCUUUGGGUGUGGAAAGACGGUCAUCUCGCAGUCACUCUCUAAAUACUCCAACAGCGAUGUUAUCAUCUAUGUGGGCUGUGGGGAACGUGGGAAUGAGAUGUCAGAAGUACUGCGAGAUUUCCCAGAGCUGACCAUGGAGGUGGAUGGGAAGGUGGAGAGCAUUAUGAAGAGGACGGCACUGGUGGCCAACACCUCCAACAUGCCUGUGGCAGCCCGAGAGGCCUCCAUCUACACGGGUAUCACUCUGUCUGAGUACUUCAGAGACAUGGGCUACAAUGUGAGCAUGAUGGCUGAUUCCAGCUCUCGAUGGGCUGAGGCUCUCAGGGAGAUCUCCGGACGAUUGGCUGAAAUGCCUGCUGACAGCGGAUAUCCUGCUUAUCUGGGCGCCCGUUUGGCAUCGUUCUAUGAGAGGGCAGGCCGCGUCAAAUGCCUUGGCAACCCAGAGAGAGAAGGCAGUGUCAGCAUUGUGGGGGCUGUGUCUCCCCCUGGUGGUGACUUCUCAGACCCUGUUACAUCAGCUACACUGGGGAUUGUGCAGGUGUUUUGGGGCUUGGAUAAGAAGCUAGCCCAGAGGAAGCACUUCCCAUCAGUGAACUGGCUGAUCAGCUACAGUAAGUACACACGGGCACUAGAUGAGUACUACGACAAGCACUUCCCCGAGUUUGUGCCGCUGCGUACAAAAGCCAAGGAGAUCUUGCAGGAGGAGGAGGACCUGGCUGAGAUUGUCCAGCUUGUCGGCAAGGCCUCUCUGGCAGAAACAGAUAAGAUCACUCUGGAAGUGGCCAAGCUCAUCAAAGAUGACUUUCUACAACAAAACGGAUACACUCCUUAUGACCGAUUUUGUCCAUUCUACAAGACUGUAGGCAUUCUCUCUAAUAUGAUAUCAUUCUAUGACCUGGCACGUCAUGCAGUGGAGACAACAGCUCAGAGUGACAAUAAGAUCACCUGGGCGAUCAUCCGGGAAAACUUGGGGGACAUACUGUACCGAAUCUCCUCUAUGAAGUUCAAGGACCCAGUGAAAGAGGGUGAAACAAAGAUCAAAGCCGACUAUGCUCAGCUGCUAGAGGACAUGCAGAAUGCUUUCCGUGCCCUAGAGGACUAAGCUGUGACAUUUGACUGAAAACCUCUCACCCUCCUAUAGUGUGCAGUGGACAUGCCAGUGCUCCCUUGUAUGUGCAUGCUCGUGUGUGUGCGCGCGUGUGUGUGUGUGUGUGUGUGUGUGUGUGUGUGUGUGUGUGUGUGUGUAAGUCCGUAUGUGUGAGACACUGUUAUGCUGCCUGUAGUUUACUGAUUUUACAUUGCUAUAAGACAGCUGUAGAAUGAGCUAUAGAAUGGCACUCAUUCAGCAUAUGUAGGAUCGAUGAGGGGCAGCAUUUUCAGCUGUGUUCAGGCAUGCUGUGUGCUCUAUGUAUAGGCCGAUGACACAAACUGUGGUUUGUGUUGCUCUUAGCCCUUAGGAUUGUACUGUAUUUUUCCCCACACAAACCACGGCCACUUUAAUCUCCAAAAUACUGAGUACGGCUCAACACUGCUCGUGCGGGGACAAACAGAAAAAUCUUUUUUUUUUUAAAAGCAAAGAAAGAAGUGUGGCAGUCAUAAAGGGACCACCAAGUUGACCCCUAUUUAUUUACAACCUAUAGCCUCAAUCUGUGACUUCUGCUCAUUUUGUGUGUUUCUCUGAAUGUGUUUGUCAUAUUUGUGCGUGUCAUUAUUUGAGAUGGUUUAUGUUUCAUUAUGUUUGUUAGAUUGUGGUCACUUCCAUGAUGUUAGUUGUCCUCUAUGUGCUGUAUAGAGUUCCAAAGAAUUAAAUGAAUGAAAACAAA
This is a messenger RNA of Electrophorus electricus (electric eel), 2827 nucleotides long. Its product is annotated as V-type proton ATPase catalytic subunit A-like. Gene Ontology annotation, cellular component: proton-transporting V-type ATPase, V1 domain; lysosomal membrane. NCBI's taxonomy places the organism in Eukaryota, Metazoa, Chordata, Actinopteri, Gymnotiformes, Gymnotidae. Gene Ontology annotation, biological process: proton transmembrane transport; ATP metabolic process. The record is from RefSeq and is a predicted model, not a curated record. Gene Ontology annotation, molecular function: proton-transporting ATPase activity, rotational mechanism; ATP hydrolysis activity; ATP binding.